Colletotrichum scovillei is the source of this 3794-nucleotide messenger RNA. RefSeq names its product mechanosensitive ion channel. Gene Ontology annotation, cellular component: membrane. The transcript has a single exon. The record is from RefSeq and is a predicted model, not a curated record. Lineage: Eukaryota; Fungi; Ascomycota; Sordariomycetes; Glomerellales; Glomerellaceae. Gene Ontology annotation, molecular function: calcium channel activity; calcium ion binding. The coding region runs from base 605 to 3205 and encodes 866 amino acids. Gene Ontology annotation, biological process: intracellular calcium ion homeostasis; calcium ion transmembrane transport.
AAGCUUUCCCAUCGACAAAAGACGGGAAGGUGCACCUCCCAAGAAAUAUUUCAUCCUGCCCACCUCCCCUCGACCUUUCAACAAGAGCUCCAUCCCCAGCUCUUUCCCUCCCAUUUUUUUCCCCAGCUUUACCUCCGCUCCAGGUACAUCUCAACCACGGGGAAACAGGAAGGUACCAAUUUCCGACUGGAGUCUUCUUGACUGAAGAGUCUUCUGUCAUCCUCACUCGUGUCCAUCCUCGUCGCAGUUCCUGCCGGUGGUCAUAGCUACUCACCCCGGAACACACACCGCGGAGUACCUGCGCCUUUGUCACCACCAACCGGAGGCAAUUCUCCCUCACCGAGAAAAAGAGCGAAACGACCCGACCGCGAACGCCAAUCGCGAAUUUACAUCACCUUGCUGGCACCCUUUUGCCUCUGACGGCAUUUAUCGGGCCUAUUCGCCUUCACCUACACAAAGCAAUAGGGAGGACACCUUGAUCCCUCUUAAAUCAUAACGACCACAACAUUUUAUUUUGGACACACAUAUCCCACCACCCACUUACACCACAUAGUCUUGCCCAUCUCAACCGACGGCCCCUCGCGGCCUCUUCAUCCCGCCCACCAUGACGACGCCAACAAAUCAUCGCGAUCGCGCCAAUUCAGACGAAAAUGAGAAACAUUCUCAGCAUACAGACGAUAGUCUCCAAACCGCAACUGAUCCCAAUUCUCAACCAACCCAUCCCGAAAAGUUGACGAGAUUAAACACCGACAACCACCUUCAUAUUCCCCAAGAGACGCACGGCGGACCAAUGUCGCCGCAAGACUCACGCGAACAAGCCUCACGCCUGAACGACGAUUUGGAGUUGUUGCGCGCCGAACGCCUCAUCUCCAACCAAGAACAUGAGAUGUCCCAGCAGCGUUCUCGCCAGGGUAGGACCCGCGAGAUGGAGCCCGAGGAUGUCUUCGCAACCAACGGUCCAAACCCUGCCGAUGCCGCCAAGCCACCGCCCGAGAAGAAGGCCGGUGCCUUCGCCUUCGCAUUGUGGAAGUGGCUGAGGAAGUUCCCGCGUGUUUUCCGAUACUUUGUCUAUUUGAUUCCCGGUGCCGCGCUUCUUCUCAUUCCGGUUCUUAUCGGUCACUUUGCCGUGGAUGCCGAAAGCGCCACUGUUGGUGGUGCCUACGGCGUUUACCUCACUUGGUUCGGAAUUUGGCUCGAGGUUGUCUGGUGCUCACUGUGGGCUACGCGUAUGGUUACCAGCUUUAUGCCCCUCACCUUUGGCGGUAUUGCCAUUGUCAUGGGCUCUUCGAACCAUAAGAAGUGGAGGGAUAUUGGCCAGGGUCUCGAGCUGCACACUGCCCUCUUCAUGUGGAUGCUCGCCAUUCUUUGCUCCUACUCGCCCAUCCUCGAAGAUCACCGCGUUCUUCCCGAUGGAUUCAACCCGGACACCGACACAAAGCCAGACCUCAAAUGGGUCGAUAUCGUUCAGAAGGUCAUUAUCGCUUUCUUGGUCCUCGCUGCUCUCAAUUGGGUUGAGAAGAUCUGCAUCCAAUGGAUUGCCACAUCUUUCCAUCAGCGCACCUACGUUCAACGAAUCGAGACGAAUAAGAGCGAUAUCGACCAUUUGGUCCACCUUUACGAGCACUCCAAGAUGCGAAUCAACCGUGAGGACUCUAUCUGGCUCACAACCGAGAACGGCAACAGAUCUGGCGCCCGUACCCCAAUGGGUGUCGUCGGAAAGAAUGUUCGCACUGCCUUCAACAAGGCCGGUGGUGUUGCGGCUCGCGUUGGAAACGACUUCAUAGGACGAAAGGUCGCUUUCAACCACGCCCGCAAGAUCACUUAUGAGAUGUUGCGUAACACGGGUUCUGCUCAUUCUCUUGCCCGCCUCAUCUUCCGGAGUCUCGCCAAGGAUGGUCAAGAGACCAUCUACCUCGAAGACAUGCAGUCUGCCUUCAAGACUAGCGAAGAGGCCGAACACGCCUUUAGCAUUUUCGACAAGGAUCUCAACGGUGAUAUUUCCAUGGAAGAGAUGGAGCUCACUUGCAACGAGAUUCAUCUCGAGCGCAAGGCCAUUGCUGCCUCGUUGAAGGAUCUCGAUUCCGUCAUCAAGAAGCUCGACAAGGUCUUCCUCGUCAUCAUUGUUAUUAUCGCCAUCAUCGUCUUCAUCUCCAUUCUCUCAGGCUCUGCCGCUGCCGGUCUCGCUUCUGCCGGAUCCAGUUUCCUCGGUCUCGCGUGGCUGCUCCAGGCCAGUGCUCAAGAGUUCCUGCAGUCCAUCAUCUUCGUAUUCGUCAAGCACCCGUUCGAUGUCGGUGACCGUGUCACUGUCUACGGCAACACUGGUACCACGGGAACUGGCGACGAUUACUACGUCACGGAAAUCUCCCUGCUAUACACCGAGUUCAAGAAGAUGGAAGGUCACAUCGUACAGGCACCCAACAGCGUGCUCAACACCCUGUUCAUCCUCAACCAGCGCCGUUCUGCCGGCCUGGCCGACCCUAUCGAGCUGAAGCUGGGUUUCGGCACCGAUCCCGAACUCAUCGAGGAGCUCAAAUCUCGCAUGCUCAACUUCUGCCUCGAACACAAGCGCGACUACCAGCCUCGGAUUAUUACUGAAGUCCGCACUCUCAACGAGGUUCAAUCUUUCACCAUGAACUUGAUCUUCUUCCACAAGUCCAACUUCCAGAACGAACUGCUCCGUCUGCAAAGACACAACAAAUUUGCCGCCCAGCUUAUGGCCGAGGUUCGCGCUGUUGGUCUCCAGGGCCCUUGGCAGGUGCAACCUGGUGGUUCCCGCAACACACCUUUUUACUGGGCAGGCGGUGCUCCUCCUUCGUACGACUCUUCCAAGAACGGCGGUCCCAGUGGCAUCGAGCCUGCGACGCCUGGAGGCGAUUCUCACUCCAUUCACUCUACUACUCAGCCCACUACAGCGGGCACUGCGGUGGCCACUCGCGCUCGCGCCGAUUCCCGCACCGGCAUGACGCCUUUCAUUGACAACAACUGGAGCGAUUUCCAGGACGUGUUUGAGGCUCGCAGAGAGGUCCACCAACCGCACGUCGCUCGCCUCCAGAGCAUCCGCGAGCGAACCGACCUCGAACGCCCAGAAAGCGCGACAUCAGGCGCCGCGGCCUCACGAGCUAGUCACGACUCUGGAUCUCAGCGCCGACGCUUCUUUGGCCGACCGCGGAGUUCCAGCCGAGCCAAGACCGGCGACAUUGUUUAGAUCAUACGACAGACGAUGAGAUCUCUUUUUUCCAGCAGAACAAAAGUCCUUUUCCCUUGCACCCAGGCUCGGGACACCUACACUCUUUUCAUAAUGCGAUAUUUGUAAUCAGCGAAGCGAGAGAAGCGACCUGGAGAAGGAGAAGAUAGAGAAGAGUUUGCAUGAUCACCUGUGCGUACGAAAGGAUAUGGGUAGAAUGCCCGAGUAUCUGUCGCAAGGUGUCGACGGAGUUUUAUUUCAGAGAAAUUGGCAUUAGGAGCGAAAAGACGCUUUCCUUUGGACAGACAGCAAUCGGGGUAAAAUACCCAAAUAGAAGCCUCGAUUCGUAUUUCAUCUUGUGUCUACCCAUUCUGCUCCCUUGCUGUAAUUGGCAGCUUUCGAUUCAUCUUCAGUUGCUGAUUGUGCCUUCGUAUCGAUAGUUAUUCUAUCGUGUUUUUUCCUUUCUCCAGGCAAUUCGCACCAACCCAACGCGGGUUUAUUUCCUGAUAUCGGGCUGCUUCUGCGAGGGCCAAGUGACAUAUUUCAAGAGGCGUGCCAGGCGUCGCCUCUGCCAUGCUUCCCGAUACUGCACUUUUCCCCCUCCUUUGUC